Molecule: messenger RNA, 1794 nt
Organism: Haliotis rubra (blacklip abalone)
Lineage: Eukaryota; Metazoa; Mollusca; Gastropoda; Lepetellida; Haliotidae
Exons: 2
Coding region: 149-1654 (501 amino acids)
Source: RefSeq, a predicted model, not a curated record
AACCCCUGCGGUGUUUUCCCUGGCUGUGGUCCAGAUGCGUAGCACAUGCGCAGAUGCUAUCAGCACUGGACUUCCGUAGUCAGGCGAAACAUAUUACGCAAUGGUUUAGUGUCAAGAGUUAAUUCCCUUCAUCCCCGCGCAGACGCACAUGUUGACUAUUUACACUUCCGGCUUUUCGGUAAACAACGGGUUUUUGCUGUCGGAUGUACGUCCCUUUAUAAGGGAAAAACGAACAUGUUACUUCACCAUUAUCUUCGAUAUGGACGACUUUAUUCACUGGGACGAUUCCGAUUUGGAUUUAGACUUACUACUUGGCGAAUAUACAGAUUGUGACACUGAACGUCUGAGUGACGAGGAUUGCUUUGGCGGUGAUGACAUGUACUUUGACAGAUCUGAAGAUGACAAAGCUCCGUCGACCACCUCUCCUAAUCAUCACGGAAAAGAGAAUACAUCGCAAUAUGCUUGUCCACUUUGCAGUAAAACCUACCGGAGUAUCGGGGGCUUUCGUGGUCAUGUUUCCAAGAAACACAACAGAUCAGAUAUUAAAGCACAUGAACAUCGACUGGGCUCCACUGUCAAAAACACAGACAACCCCCCUUCAGCAGACAGGACGGAUACUCACAGUAAAGAGGAAAACACACCAGUUUUCUUGCCAACAGAUGUCGACAUGCGGGGUAUUCUUACAGAAGUCCUACCAAAGUCUUUGUCUACAAUAAUCCUUGAUCCUAUGAACGACGCCUCAUGUUCAUUGAAUGGCCCUCAUCUUGUUGCUGUUGCAAAAGAAUGCAGCGACAGACCAACUGUUCACAGAAAUCUGGUAUCAGUUCUGAACCCGGAAUUCCAUUCAGUUUUUGACAAGUUUGGAAAAGGUUGUUCCCUUUCGUCUGACAGAGAACAGUUAUGGAUGAAAUUUCAUCAGAUGCGACUUAAUGAAGGCUUACAGUCAGACAUUCACAACAUUUUGGUCGAAGUGACAAGUGAAUCACACAGGAUCAUCCACAUUUUUGCACAGUGCUUGUUGGAUCGCAUCUUGAGGAACAUGCUAAAGCACCUGUCAGAAUCCAUUCAAAAACAGUCGCAUCAAACAGCAUCAGCAAUCAGUGACAAUGACCAGGCAGUGUUGUACUAUAUAUCGGGAUACAUACUGCAUGCUCUAUUGAAGAAAAGGGCUAUCUUUGGAAUGGAUAUAGAGCAACACCUUGGAGAACUCUUCUUACUUUCUGAUGCAACUUCCAAAGAAGAGUACAUUGUCAGGUUUAGUAAGUGGACAGAGAAAAUGAACAGAGGGGGUCUAAAAUUCCCAAGUGACAAUUUCUAUCUACUCAUAAGGUCUUUUGAAAUUGAAAUUAGAAAGCAUGUUCAACUUUCUAAGUUGUGCGCCUCCUCUCUCUUAUGUGAUAAACUUAAAGAGACAGUAAUGUCAAGCUACAUGGUCUCCUACUACUGGGACAAAUUACUCUCUUGUGAGGAUGGCCUGAAGCUCAGAGUCUUGGAGUUCAUUGUGGACUUAUUUCUCCGUGUACGUGGAGGUGAUGUAGCUAAAUACUCAAAACGUCAGCUCCAGAAGGAAAUGAGGGGGAUUAAGAAUCGCAAAGGAGUAAAAAGGAGCAGAUCGCUCAGGGGAACAUUAAAGGAACAUGGGAACACAAACUAGAUUGUACUGUGAAAAUAUUAUGUAUUUACAAUAACUGUUGUAAAAUUAUUAAACCACCUGAUGCUGCAUCGCUGUACCACAAUUUAACUUUCAAUGUCAUGUUAUGCAUCAGUGAAUGAAUGAACAUGUGACCAUUUUAA